AUGUUGACGCCCCGAGUCGUCGUGAACUUCCCACCUGGAAAUGCACCUGAAACACACUCUCUCCCCCUUUCCUCCACCACUCAAUCCCCCCUCCUCUCCCUUCCUUCCCUGCAGCUGCUGGUGCGCUGGUGCGGCAACGCGUACGAGGAGAUGGUGAAGGAUGCGGAGCGCAAGGCGAGGGACCACGAGCGGCUGAAGCUGGAGCGCGACCAGCGGUUCCAGGAGUGGAUGCAGUGCCGCCAGGAGAAGUUCAUCAAAGAGAAGGAGCUAGAGGCGGAGUGUGAGAAGGUGCGCAAGCUGCAGGCGUCAGAGUUUGACCGAGAGAGGCUGGUGAUGCGCGCCGAGUGCGACAUGGAGCUCACUCUGCUGCGCGCCGAGCUGGACGCCUGUGAGAUCAAGCUAAGCAACAAGGAGCGGGCAGUAUGCGAGAGGGAGGUGGUGGUGGAAAGAGCUCUUUGCGACCAUGCUAAACGGGGUCUGGAGGCCAACACUACGGCGUGCAAGCACCGCACGCAGGUCACCGACCUCACCCGCCUGGCAGAGCUAGAAGACACGGCGGAGCGGGCGGCACGGGACCACGAGGAGUGGGCGGCGGAGAGGGAGCGGCUGCGCAAGGAGCUCAAGGCCUGCCGCCCGGCACGGGCGCAUGCGGAGGCACGGCUGAGGGAGGUGCUGGCGGACGGGACGAUUGACUCUUUGGAGCACACUGUGGUGUGGCUGCAGGUGCUGCUGGGAGUGCAGGCGCUGGUGCUGCUUGUGAUGCUCUCCUUCCUCUUCUUCCUGCUGCUGCACGAGGAGAAUCCCACGGGAGGGGGCGCGUAUGGGUGGGUGGCAGUGCAGGCGGCAUCCAAGAUGCGCCUGGUGCCGGCAGAGGUGGCGAAGGAGACGCUCAUGAAGGCGUUUGAGGGGCGCAGGAGGACUCGCCUGCCCAUCGUGCUCACCACCGUGGCCAAUUACGAGGCUGACUCUGGCAGCCCCACAUUGGUCUUCCUGCUGGCGCCUGUCAACGUGGCAAGCUCCCGGCGCUUCUCCCUGUUCAACCAUUCGGGCGACUAUGUGACGCAUGCAGAGAGGGCGCAGGAGAUAGUGGCCAAGGCCCUACCCAAGUCGCGACUGGUGGUGGUGCUCUAUGAGGGGUGCGGGGGGCUCUUCACAGAAGCCACGCUGGACUCGCUGCGACUCAAACCAGACAAGGUGGCAUACGAGGUGAUCCCCAAGGACAUGGAUUUCCCCAAGAGCCACAACCUGGUGGUGCCGUGGGUGGAUAAGACGGAGGGGGUGAAGACGACAGACAGCGAGAGGGAGAGCGACCUGUCGUCGGUGAUUCGCGCGCAGCCGUGGGCCCAGUACCUGCUGGGGCGGAGCGGGCGGAUAGGGCAGCUCGCGUACAUCCUUCCCCCUUCCCGUGAGGACCAACCCACCCCAGAUACCACCUCCACCUCUCCCUCCUCCCCUCCCUACCUCCUCCUCGUCGCCCCAGGCGGUUUCAUCCCCGCGCUCUCCUACCUCCCUCUCAUCCGCGCUAUAAGAUCCACCACUCCCCCGUCUGUGCGCAAGCGCCUGUGGGUGGCUGUACUGAACGAGGUCACACUUCUGGACCAGGAGAAAGGGAGGAUGUGGGCUCGGGACGGGUAUGAGGCGGCGGUGAAAGCGGUCAAGGAGAUGGGCGCGGAUGUGACUAAUGCGGGCGGCACGUCGCGGGUGUUUGUGCUGGGACACAGCAUCGGAGCCUUCCUCAUGACAGCAGUGGUGCGGGAGAAAUGCCUGGCGCUCAUCAGCAUCGGCUCCUCACACAACAACCUAGAGACCUCCUUCCUGCAAUUCCCAAGGCCAACGCUCAACAUCCUCGGAGACAGGGACGGCCAGGCUCCCCCCAUCGCCAUGGCGCUAGCAGUCAAGGAGCUUGACCCUGGAUCCUCAGGUGUUUCCUCAGGUGAAUUUUCAGGUAAUUCUUCAGGUGGUUCUUCUGUUGCUGCUGCUGCACCUGGCAGUGCGACAGCAGCAGCGCUGGGGCCACUGCUGUCCAUUGUCCAGAAGCCAGUUGUGAUUAUAAAGGGGAUGAAUCACGCACAGGGGGGGAACGGGGUGGUGAACAAACAGAGGGGGGACCUGGAGGCGUCUCGACCAAUAGAGGAGGUGCGGGAGGAGAUUGGACGGCUGGUUUCGGCUUUUAUGCUUCUUCACCUGCACUCGGACAGUGGCUGGGCGCCGUUGCUUCUGGCGGGACAGGAGGGGUUGCGUAAAAGAAUGGCAGGGGCGGAAGGGGCAAGGGGAGGAGUGGGAGGGGACGGAGGGGAGGAGGAGUGCGUGGAUGAGGCACAGGAGAGUGCCGUGAAGGUGCUGCAGGGGGCGGUGGAAUGGUCGUUGGAGUACCUGCGACCAGUGUGGAAGGCCCUGGAGAUGGAACGGGAGGAGCCUCAGCACGUGCUGGACAUCAUUCUCUCCCACGCAGGCCUAUCCACCUCGCUCCCCUCACACACCAUCUUCCAUGCCUUCAUGCCCGACUUUCUGCGCUCCAAGCCCGACCUCCUCACGUCCACUGGGGGCUCCUCCCAAGCAGACUCCUCUGCUCCCACUGUGCUGCAGUCUGCAUGGCUGCAGUCGCAGGGUAAGUUCUGGCCGUGCCAGCCGCACACCCUGUGGGUCAAGUGCAAGAGCGCCGCUGCUAUUAAGGAGGCUCUUGGCUUGCAGCUUGCGGGAGCAGGGGAAGACACAGGAAUGAUGGCGGUGGCUCCAGGAGCAACAGCUGGAGCAGCAGGUGAGGGAACGCCCUCUCUUGGAGCUGCGUUGUCGGCAUGGGCGGCAGUGGCGCCAAUGGAAGUGCGCCACGUGGCAGCGGCGAUCAACGAGGCGGCAAUCCAGCGGGCUCUGGAGAUGGUCCACCCGUUUGCUAGAGAGAGGUAUGAGAGAGAGGGGAAGAAGGUGGUAUUUGGGGAGGAUAAGAUCGUGCCGAUCGAUGAGUGGAUCAAAUCUGAUGUGGAGUGGUUACCUAAGGAGGGCUUGAAGGAAAGAGAUGCGGAGGAUGAUAAGGAAGGAGUAAUUGGAGAAAGAGGGGUUGUGGUGGUGAGGUCGCCUGUUUUGAUUACUGCUGAUGAGAUUCUUCCCGCGGAGCUGAAGGGGAGGUUUGGGGGAAUGCACUAUGUGAAGGUGAUAACUGAAGCUCGUGCCAUGCAGUGGAUUAUGCUUGAUGCCUUAAGCUACCCUGCGUGUGCGCGCUGCACGCGCUCGCUGUCGGAGUACACGGUGCAGGGCCAGCAGGUCGCCACGUGGCGUCCGUGGCCGUGCAGCGAGUGCCAGCUGUCAGACCGCUCCGCGAAGCCGCUAGAGACCAUCAAGCGGCAGACACACCUGUUCAAGCUCAAGCUGCUGCUGGUUCUACCAGGGGAGUCCCACCCAGUGUCCGGUGUGGCGUUUGACAAGGCAGCUCAGCCCCUCAUAGGCUGCACCGGAUCCCAGUGGACUGCCUUUACUCGCAAAUACCCCCAUGCAGCAUGUGUGUUGUCGGAGCUGCUGUGUGGCAUGGCAUGCUGCGUGCAGAUGAGGGACGCCGUGCGGGGCACAGGCCACGAGACCAGGCUCACUCGCAUCGUCCCACUCCCCCUCUCACACUCACCACACUCCCCUGCUCUCCCAUCACACUCUCUCUCACACACCACUGAAGCGUCUAGGGUGCCGUCGCCUUUUGCGCAGCUCCAGCUGCUGUUUGGGGAGGCCGAGCAGGGUGGAUGGGGCUAG
Messenger RNA from Closterium sp. NIES-65, 3735 nucleotides. Lineage: Eukaryota; Viridiplantae; Streptophyta; Zygnematophyceae; Desmidiales; Closteriaceae. The record is from the annotation of a GenBank genome assembly.